Molecule: messenger RNA, 549 nt
Organism: Vigna angularis (adzuki bean)
Lineage: Eukaryota; Viridiplantae; Streptophyta; Magnoliopsida; Fabales; Fabaceae
Exons: 3
Coding region: 1-444 (147 amino acids)
Source: RefSeq, a predicted model, not a curated record
AUGAAUGAAUGUCGUCCACAUGCAUACAUGUUCAUCAACAAGAAUGCCAUGACACGUGUCCUUGAAAACGCAUGUGAAGGAGGAAAAUGUGAAUCUCAUAAUCAUGAUAAGAAAUUAUGCAAUGAAUUGAGAAACUAUAUAAGUGACAAGAGUUUGAGACAAAAUAUAUUAUUAGCAUUUGAUCAAAACCUAAAACAACACUUGAUUUUCACAAACAAACACUUUAGUACAAGAAUCAAGAUGGACUCCCAAAACAUGAGCUACAAAGCUGGACAAGCCAAGGGUGAAGCUCAGGAAAAGACGAACACCAUGAUGGACAAGGCUUCCAAUGCUGCUCAAUCUGCUCAAGAAUCCUUGCAAGAGGUUGGAAACCAAAUGCAGGCUAAAGCACAAGAAGCUGCUGAGGCUGUGAAGAAUGCAACAGGGAUGAACAACAACAAAUGAAGAUGAAUGGAUCUUUUUAGUUUCUCUUCAAAUAAACCCUGUUGUGCUGAUGCAUGUAUUUUACAGGAAUAUUAUUUCAUUCUUUUUCAAAUGUAAUUGCUUUCU